AUGAUUUCACGUUUGGGUUUAUUAAGAAAACCAAUCAGCCAAAAUUUAUAUAAAUCAAAUGUUUUAUUGAGUUCAAGAUUUAUUUCAUCCAUACAUCAAACUACUCAUGAUGAAGAACAAAACAUUUUAUUAAAUCAAAGAAAAAAUAGACCGGAAUCACCACAUUUAACAAUUUAUCAACCACAAUUGACUUGGAUAAUGUCAAGUUUCCAUAGAAUAACUGGUGUUGCAAUGGCAGGUGGGUUUUAUGCAUUAACUUGUACUUUUGCAGCUACAUCAUUAUUAAACAUUCCAUUUGAUUCAACUAGUUUAAUUGGUGCAUUUACUGCUUUACCUAUUGCUUUACAAUAUACAGUAAAAGCAAUCUGUGCUUAUCCUUUUGUUUAUCAUUUUGGUAAUGGUAUUAGACAUUUAAUUUGGGAUAUGGGUAAAGAAUUGACUAUUUCUGGUGUUUAUAGAACUGGUUAUGCUGUUUUAGGUUUAACUGCUAUUGUUGGUUCUUAUUUAGCUUUCUUUUAUUAA
Molecule: messenger RNA, 522 nt
Organism: Insectozyma verbasci
Lineage: Eukaryota; Fungi; Ascomycota; Pichiomycetes; Serinales; Debaryomycetaceae
Source: the annotation of a GenBank genome assembly